AUGGGAAAUAAAAAGGAUACGCAGAAGGUCAAGGACACCAAGACCAACUUCAGGUGGUCACAACCAAUGCAGAAUUUAUUACUUGAAAUACUUGCAGAUGAGGCUCUUCAUGGAAAUAAUCAAUCCAACACAUUUAAACAUGCAUCAUAUGCUAAAGUAGCUGAAGCAAUUACUGAGAAAUUUAUGACUGCAUGUACUCCAAAGCAUGUGGAACAUUGCUUUAAAACACUCAGAACCAAUUGGAAUACAAUUGCAUUACUUCGUAAUAAGAAAAGCGAGUUUGGAUGGAAUGAUGAUUUGAAAAUGAUCACUUGUGAUAGGACAGUGUAUGAUGAAGAAGUCGAGGCACAUCCAAAUCAUGCACAAUUUCUAAACAAGAAAAUUGAGAUGUUUGAUGAGAUGGCUUUGGUUGUGGGUAAGGAUAUGGCUACAGGAGGUUUUUCCAAGGGAGUAGGUGAUAUAGGUGUAGAAGCAUUGGAUGACUCACCUCCGCUUGUUGAUGUUGAUGUUGAUGACAUAUCCAAAAAGAAGCAAGUUGAUCCCUCACAUGUGGCCUCAAAUGAAAUAAGGUCUCACAGGAAACGAAGUCAUGCUACUAUGAUUGAAGAUGCCAUUUACCAAGAUUUGUCCAUACAACUUGAAGUUAUGAAGAUGGAUGGGUUUGAAGAAAAUAUGCUUGUGUCUGCAUUUGACCAUUUGAAUGGGGAUGAAAAACAAGCAAGGUCAUUCAUGUUGAAAAAUGACAAGCUCUUGGAUAUUGAUUGCAUAAUUUUGGUGGUUAAUAGUGUAAGUGCCAUGCUCAAUUAUGACAGGAAGCUGAGAAAGCUAUCUACUACAAAGGUGUGGGAUGGUAAAACUCAAGCACUUCUUGACACUAUGCGUAUUUCUGUUCACUUGAUGGCGGACAAGGAAGAGGUAGAGAAUCGCAAGUUGCUAGGUGACUGUUUGGUUUCUAGGAAAGGUUGA
Molecule: messenger RNA, 966 nt
Organism: Quercus robur (English oak)
Lineage: Eukaryota; Viridiplantae; Streptophyta; Magnoliopsida; Fagales; Fagaceae
Exons: 5
Coding region: 1-966 (321 amino acids)
Source: RefSeq, a predicted model, not a curated record